UGUAAAGUUUGGACAGUAGAAACCUUAAUUUACGUUUGAUCUUGAAAAGAUUUUAUAGCUUUAGAAGGGGUAUUUUUUAAGGCUCUUUACCACAUAUUUUAUGAGUAAAACGAGGUWUUUUAUUCCAGUUCAUUCAAGAUGGCGACAUCGUGUGGAMCAACRAUUUGGCAUCAGUCYGUKAUCACAAUUAACUCAAAAAAGCGAGGAAUUCACUUGAUAACCGAUCAAAUAGCUAAAAUUCCUGAAGUAAAGAAGUACAAGAUUGGCUUGGCUCAUCUUUGCCUGCAGCAUACYUCAGCAAGCUUAUCUUUGAAUGAAAGUUGGGAUCCUUCUGUACGAGUUGAUAUGGAAAUGAUGUUGAACAGGCUUGCACCUGAAAAUGCACCUUAUACGCAUACCCUGGAGGGACCAGAUGACAUGCCAGCACAUGUAAAGACAAGCUUAAUGGGAGCUACUUUAACAAUCCCAAUAACCAAUGGYAAACUGGCUCUUGGUACCUGGCAAGGAAUAUGGCUUUGUGAACAUCGAAAUCAAGCAAGUCAUCGCAAAAUAGUCGUGACACUACAGGGAAUUCAGCAAUAACACRAACACCUUUUACCAACAAGAAUCCUUUUAUUCACUAGUGCUCAAUCUUCUCGCUAAUAAAAAACAUGUUAUUCCAUGGAUAAGCACCAUAGAUGUUCAGUUGAGGUUCUCGAACUAAAUUAAAUAAAAUCAUUAGUUAUAGACACAGUUAUGGAAGUAGCAUGACUUGGAUACAGGAGCACAAUUAUUUAAAACUAAUAAAAACAUCAAACAGGA
This is a messenger RNA of Exaiptasia diaphana, 801 nucleotides long. Its product is annotated as UPF0047 protein YjbQ. Lineage: Eukaryota; Metazoa; Cnidaria; Anthozoa; Actiniaria; Aiptasiidae. The coding region runs from base 139 to 582 and encodes 147 amino acids. The transcript is spliced from 2 exons. The record is from RefSeq and is a predicted model, not a curated record.